Messenger RNA from Quercus robur (English oak), 1403 nucleotides. RefSeq names its product probable cinnamyl alcohol dehydrogenase 9. The record is from RefSeq and is a predicted model, not a curated record. The coding region runs from base 85 to 1164 and encodes 359 amino acids. Gene Ontology annotation, molecular function: cinnamyl-alcohol dehydrogenase activity; zinc ion binding. The transcript has 5 exons. Gene Ontology annotation, biological process: lignin biosynthetic process. Lineage: Eukaryota; Viridiplantae; Streptophyta; Magnoliopsida; Fagales; Fagaceae.
UGCUUUAUUGUUAGUGGGCACAAGUCAUUGGUGAGACUGGAAAACAGCAUCAAAAGGAAAACUUGAGUGGAUAGGAAGGAGAGAAUGGCAAAAUCACCAGAAGAAGAACACCCACAAAAGGCUUUUGGUUGGGCUGCCAAAGAUUCUUCUGGGCUUCUUUCCCCAUUUCAUUUCUCCAGAAGGGAAACUGGAGAUGGUGAUGUCACAAUAAAAAUACUUUACUGUGGGGUUUGCCACUCUGACUUGCACAAUGUCAAGAAUGAGUGGGGGUUCACAAUGUAUCCUGUUGUUCCCGGGCAUGAAAUUGUUGGUACUGUAACCAAAACUGGGAAGAAUGUGAAGAAAUUCAAAGUGGGUGACCGAGUUGGAGUUGGUGUCCUAGUGGACUCCUGCAAGAGAUGUGAGAGUUGCCAACAGGAUUUGGAGAAUUACUGCCCUCAAAUGAUUUUAACCUAUAACUCUUAUUCUCAAGAUGGGACAAAGACUUAUGGUGGUUAUUCUGACAUUGUGGUUGUUGAUGAGCACUAUGUGCUACGCUUUCCUGAAAACUUACCCCCGGAUGCUGGGGCUCCACUUCUCUGUGCUGGGAUCACAGUAUACAGCCCAAUGAAAUAUUAUGGAAUGACUGAGCCUGGCAAGCAUUUGGGUGUUGCAGGACUUGGUGGUCUUGGCCAUGUUGCAGUGAAAAUUGGUAAGGCCUUUGGGUUGAAAGUUACUGUCAUUAGCACUUCCCCAAAAAAGGAGGAGGAGGCAAUCGAUAGGCUUGGGGCUGAUUCAUUUCUUGUUUCCAGUAACCCUGCAAAAAUGAAGGCAGCAAUCAAUACUAUGGAUUUCAUCAUUGACACAGUGUCUGCAGUUCACCCUCUGGCUCCGCUGAUUAGUCUGCUGAAGCUGAAUGGGAAGCUGAUCACUGUGGGUUUGCCUGAGAAGCCCCUCGAGCUGCCCAUCUUUCCUUUAGUUUUGGGGCGUAAACUUGUUGGAGGAAGUGAUGUGGGAGGGAUUAAAGAGACACAAGAGAUGCUAGACUUCUGUGCAAAGCAUGGUAUUACCGCAGACAUUGAGCUGAUCAAAAUGGGAGACAUCAACACGGCUAUGGAAAGGCUUGCCAAAUCUGAUGUGAAGUAUCGGUUUGUAAUUGAUGUGGCUAACUCCUUGUCACAGUAGAUUAAUUAUGCCUUGGCUGCUAGCCUUCUCGAGAAUUGACUCCUGAAUAUUUCUAUAAGUUUAGAAUCAAUAAUUUAGUGGUAUGGAAGUUUAAGGCAGGGGAAUCAUGAAAUUUUGUUAUCUUGGACACAUCGGUGUCCUCUUUGGUUAAGUAAUUCAACGCUAUGCUUUAUGGUAUCUAUUUCACCUAUUCCUAUUGCAAUGAAAUUUAACUGGCUGUCAAUGUGCUUUGUUUUUCA